Danio aesculapii is the source of this 1985-nucleotide messenger RNA. RefSeq names its product interleukin-1 receptor-associated kinase 4 (gene irak4). Gene Ontology annotation, biological process: signal transduction; protein phosphorylation. Gene Ontology annotation, cellular component: plasma membrane. Gene Ontology annotation, molecular function: magnesium ion binding; ATP binding; protein serine/threonine kinase activity. The record is from RefSeq and is a predicted model, not a curated record. The coding region runs from base 239 to 1726 and encodes 495 amino acids. Lineage: Eukaryota; Metazoa; Chordata; Actinopteri; Cypriniformes; Danionidae. The transcript has 11 exons.
CAUGUUUAAGAUAAUAAUAAUCAUUUUUUGUCGUGUAUAAAACUUGUGUAUUGUGAGCGAUGACGUCUCUGUUUACACUGUUUAUGACGUCACACCAUCGUGUAGUUUCAGUCUGAGGCGGAUGUUGUGAGAAGGGGAAAUGACAACAGAUGAAGGAAGUUUCUCAAUCUCAGAAAACACGAGUCUUCUGGAGCUCCGAGUGUUUUUAUGACGGACAGUUCGUCGGUAACGGGCCGGUAUGAGUGACGUCACGCCGGACACACCGGUUCGGAAGCUCCGGUUCUCCGCGCUGAGAGCUUUAGCAGACCUGCUGGACCCGCAGGACACCUGGAGGAGCGUCAUGGCAGACAUCAGCAAACCCUGCGGAGAGCCCAGAUACACACAGAUGCACAUCAGGCGGUUUGAAGCAUGCGUCCUGCAGGGAAAGAGUCCCACCAUGGAGAUGCUGUUCGACUGGGGAACCUCAGACUGCACUGUUGGAGAUCUGGUGCAGAUUCUGAUCCGCCAUCAGCUGUUCGCCGCCGUCACAGUCCUGCUGCCCAAUCACAGCGUCUGCCACACUCACACAGGCUGUGAUGAAGUGGCUCCUUCGUCUCCAGUUUGUCUGCAGGGAUGCGAAAUCACCAAACCUGUGGAGGAUAACAGUAAUAACCCCCCAAAAAUCACCAAAACUGUAGAAGAAGACAGUAAUAAACCCCAAAAAAUCUCUAAAGCUGUGGAGGAUGACAGUAAUAAACCCGUCCAGGAGGAGGCGGACAGCAGCUCUGGAGCACAGGAGAACACCUGGGGCUCCAGCCAAGACUUCCACACCUUCAGUCUCCAUGAGCUGACGAUGAUGACGCAGCACUGGGACGAGCGGCCGCUAGCGGACGGAGGCUGUCGGCUGGGCUCCGGCGGGUUCGGGGUGGUGUUCAGAGGACGCAUGGGGGAUAAACAUGUGGCGGUCAAGAAACUCAAUCCUUUGGACGGCAGUUCAUAUGAAGACCUCAAAAAGCAGUUUUACCAGGAGAUUCAGACACUCAGAAGUGUGAGUCAUGAAAAUGUGUUGCGUGUGUUGGGCUGCUCGCGCUCCGGCCCACCGCUGUGUGUGGUGUUUGAGCUGAUGGUGAACGGCUCUCUGCUGGAGCGACUGGCCUGCGCUGCUGAACACACACCUGCUGAACACACACCUGCGCUCACCUGGAGGAACAGAUGCUGGAUCACUGUUGGAGCUGCCAGGGGCCUGAGCUACCUGCACACACACACGCACAUCCACAGAGACAUCAAGAGCGCCAACAUCUUACUGGACGAGGGGUUCGUGGCGAAGAUCUCGGACUUCGGCUUGACUCGCUCUGCGGCUGCAGGUUCGCUCGUGACGCUGCAGACAGAGAGGAUUGUGGGAACGACGGCCUACAUGGCUCCUGAAGCCCUGAGGGGGGAAAUCACCGCCAAAUCAGACGUCUUCAGCUUCGGCGUGGUGCUGCUGGAGGUUUUGUCUGGACUUCCUCCAGUGGACGAGAGUCGAGAUCCUGCACUGUUGCUGGAGAUGAAGGAUGAUCUGGAUGAUGAGGAUCUCUCUCUGCUGGACUUCACUGACCGCCGCAUGCAGGACUGGAGGACAGAAGAGCUGCAGAUCAUGUAUGAAGCGGCAUCCCAGUGUCUGUGCCAGAAGAAGAACAAGAGACCGGCCAUUGCUCAGGUUCUGUCUGUGCUGGAGGACCUGCAUCAAAAAGUGAUCUCCAGAUGAUUCCGGAGAAUGAAACCACCGCUUCCUGUUUGCCCUGCACUUUGCUCUGAUUGGCUGAUGUUUGGGGAAGGGGCAGGUCGGAGUCUUUUAAUGCAUGUCCAUAUAUGGUCGUGAGUUUGGAACUGAUGAUUCCACUCAAGGUCACAUGACCAGCAGCAAAACACCCAGGAGAACAUUUAUUACUGAUGUUAAGAUAGAGGAAGUAGAGUUUAAACUGUUCAGUAGGAAAAUAGAAAUACAAGGAAAUAAAAACAUCAGG